Messenger RNA from Arabidopsis lyrata subsp. lyrata, 1727 nucleotides. RefSeq names its product polypyrimidine tract-binding protein homolog 1. Bases 705 to 1526 code for a protein of 273 amino acids. The transcript has 11 exons. Gene Ontology annotation, molecular function: mRNA binding. The record is from RefSeq and is a predicted model, not a curated record. Lineage: Eukaryota; Viridiplantae; Streptophyta; Magnoliopsida; Brassicales; Brassicaceae. Gene Ontology annotation, cellular component: nucleus. Gene Ontology annotation, biological process: regulation of RNA splicing.
CUUCUUUCUUUUCUUCUGUGUAUGGACUAGUAUUGCGUCCUUAGAAAUUAAGGGUCAAGUAUGGAUAAGAUAAAAAUAUUGGGGGCCGAAUUGCAAAUAUUCGUGAUAUUUUAGCUGUAUGGUUUGGGUUCCGAUCACAAAGAGAAUCGAAUCGAAUCGAGCUACUUUCUCCGCCGGCUUUGCUCUGUUAUUGUGAUCGUUCGCUUACCAAAUCCGAACAAGUAUCGAUGUCGAGCUCAGGCCAAACGCAGUUCCGUUAUACGCAGACGCCGUCGAAGGUGGUGCACCUGCGGAAUCUUCCAUGGGAAUGCGUCGAAGAGGAGCUCAUCGACCUUUGUAAACGAUUCGGCAAGAUCGUCAAUACCAAGAGCAAUGUCGGCGCCAAUCGCAAUCAAGCUUUCGUCGAAUUUGCUGACUUGAAUCAAGCUAUAUCAAUGGUUUCGUAUUAUGCUUCAUCUUCAGAGCCCGCACAGAUUCGGGGCAAAACUGUCUAUAUUCAGUACUCUAAUCGCCAUGAAAUUGUUAACAAUCAGAGUCCUGGAGAUGUCCCUGGAAAUGUCCUCUUGGUUACCUUUGAAGGAGUGGAAUCUCACGAAGUCAGCAUCGAUGUCAUCCAUCUGAUGUUGAUGCCUCUUUAUUAAAAUCUUUCUGGAGAGAGUUUGGAAAUAGUAUCGUGUUCGUCAUUCUCCUAUCUAUGGUCUAUCAUGCCCAUAAGUGGACAGGUAUUUUCUGCUUUUGGAUUUGUGCACAAAAUUGCCACUUUUGAGAAAGCUGCUGGUUUCCAGGCACUAGUUCAAUUUAGUGAUGUGGAGACUGCAUCUGCGGCAAGGAAUGCGUUGGAUGGCAGAAGUAUACCCAGAUAUUUGCUUCCAGAACAUGUUGGUUCGUGCAAUUUGCGAAUGUCUUAUUCAGCUCAUACUGAUCUCAACAUCAAGUUUCAGUCCCACCGGAGCAGAGAUUACACAAAUCCAUACCUUCCAGUAAAUCACACCGCAAUGGAUGGGUCUAUGCAGCCUGCUUUAGGUGCUGAUGGCAAGAAAGUUGAAUCUCAGAGCAACGUCCUUCUCGGUUUGAUUGAGAAUAUGCAGUAUGCUGUCACUGUGGAUGUUCUUCACACGGUGUUUUCUGCAUAUGGAACUGUCCAGAAGAUUGCUAUAUUUGAGAAGAACGGUUCAACGCAAGCAUUAAUUCAAUACUCUGAUAUACCAACAGCAGCAAUAGCCAAAGAAGCACUGGAAGGACACUGCAUUUAUGACGGUGGCUACUGUAAGCUUCGACUAUCAUACUCUCGUCAUACUGAUCUCAAUGUUAAGGCUUUUAGCGACAAAAGCAGAGACUAUACACUCCCCGAUCUAAGCCUACUUGCACAGAAGGGUCCCGGAGUGUCGGCUUCUGCUCCACCAACAGGUUGGCAGAACCCGCAAGUGCAAACUCAAUACUCAGGCUAUGGUGGAAGCCCAUAUAUGUACCCAUCAUCUGAUCCCAAUGGGGCUUCACCCUCAGGUCAUCCUCCUUACUAUGGUUGAGUUUACUUAAAAUUUCGGAUUUUGCUGCCACUGGGGAGUGUUUCCAUGUUUAGGUUUGUUUGAGGUAAAAGUGUGAUUGUUUUUCUUUUGGUAUUGCAUAUUUUAAGUGGGAAACCCAAUAAUAAAUCGAAACACGUUCCAAGCGCCAAUGUUACGCUUGCUAAUAGAUUCAAAAGUCAUAGAAUAUGACUCAUUGAUGCA